Vitis riparia (riverbank grape) is the source of this 1365-nucleotide messenger RNA. RefSeq lists its product as uncharacterized. NCBI's taxonomy places the organism in Eukaryota, Viridiplantae, Streptophyta, Magnoliopsida, Vitales, Vitaceae. The transcript has 4 exons. The record is from RefSeq and is a predicted model, not a curated record. Bases 1 to 1365 code for a protein of 454 amino acids.
AUGGAUGCUGUAGUAGUUGAGGAUGUACACUCUGGAAAGGACUGGAUCGAGGCAAUGAAGUGUAUGACCGAUGAUUUUAAAGCUUCUUUGCAAGUUCUUCACGAGUUUGAUACUGAUAUUUCUGUGAAAGGGAUUGAGAUCAAGGAAAUGGAAGAGGAGAUGUUUUGUUACAUUCAUGAAGGUGGUGAGCUUGUUAAGACUGCUGUUGGGGUUGUUGAAUAUAAGGGAGGUCGGACCAAUUGCAGUGUUGUUAGCAAGAAUAUCUCACAAUCUGAAUUCGUUUCAAAAGUAUGUGGUGCACUGAACUUGGAUUCCAAUUCCAUUAAAUUGGAAUUCACAGUCAAGUUUGACCCAUCAUGUCUAUUGCCACUGCAUAAUGAUGGCGACAUAGUCAAUAUGUUCAAAUUCAACGACAUGUUUUGUCAUGUCUACAUCUCCCAGUGUACUGAAUGUGGUGAUGACCUCAUUUGCCCUACUAGUGGCCCAACCUCCAUUGUUGCUUCAAACUCAGCUCAUGUUUCCUCUAUUGGCGAGCCCCCAUUACACAUCUCUAAUGAGUCGCCCACAAUUCAGUCAUUUGGGUUUUCCCAAAGAUGUGCUAUGACAAAUACCGUUCAACUUCAACCAAGCCGGUUCGAACAUUCAAUUGUAGGUAGUGGACAUACCUUCCCAAAUGCGUCGGAGUUUCGAGAUGCAAUAUAUUUGAUGUCUUUGGCUGGAAAAUUUCGAUAUUCUUACAAAAGGAAUAGUCCAAAACACAUGACCGUAGUAUGCACAAUUGAAGAUUGUCCUUGGAAAAUCACUGCGCGUGCAAUAGGGGAUUCAAACAUUGUUCAAGUACACACAUUCCGAAAUGUGCAUAACCAUUGCUUGGAAGAUGUUGUCUUGUCUCAGCCUUUAGUGAGAUCCACGCGUGCAUCGUUGGUCAUUGAUGAUGUUAUUCGAUCUACUCCUGAAUACCAACCACGCCAAAUUUGUAAGGACUUUGUAAGGCAACAUGGCAUCCAGUUAACUUACCUACAAGCAUGGCAAAUGAAGGAGAAGGUUAAGGAGCGCAUUUAUGGACAGCCCAAGAAUUAUUACAAAUUGUUGCCAUGGAUGUGUGAAAGAAUGCUUGCAACAAAUCCGGGAUCGAGUAUUGAGUUGAGUUAUUCCGAUGACGACCAUUUUGAGAAGCUUUUUGUUGCUCAUUCAAUAUCUAUCGAAGGGUUUGUAAGGGGGUGUCAACCAAUCAUUGCAAUUGAUUCGGCCCAUAUGAGUGGGCCUUAUGGUGGUGCUCUAUUUUCAGCCACCGCCUACGAUGCUAAUGACUCCAUGUUCCCCUUAGCCUUUGGAGUGAUGAGCUCGGAAAAUUAUGCAGAUUAG